UUUAGACUUCAGAGAGCAAUUACAUUCUGUUAAAUAGCUUUACACACAUUUUGCGCCAUCAUGAAGAUUGCUGUGAUUUUCCUUCUUUUGGGCAUCUCCAGCUUUAUUGAAACAAGUAAUGGUCUGCAAUCUAAACUGAAUCCGUUGCCAAAAGAUAAGGCUCAGAUCUAUGUCCGUUGCGUUGAGGCAGCUGUGGAAAAAGCUGAACAUUUGAAGAAAUGUCCUGAACCAGAAAGGAAAACAAGAGAAGUAUGCCUAGCAGAAGACCUAAUACAUACCUUGAAAUUGCUGGCCAUGGAUCUUGGUUGUACACUGAAUGAUGUCUUUGAACUACUGGAACUUCCACUUGAUGCUCUAAACUUGUUAAAGUUGGGGAAGAUUACAGAACUACUGAGUGUAAUACAGGUGGACAAAUUACUGAUCAGCCUUACUCGGGUAGUGGAAGCACUUUUGGCACAAAUUGGCAUUCUUCUGAAGGGAGAACUAAUAUCCCUAAUUGAAACUUUGGGGAGUACAGUAAAUAUUCUUGUGCUCACUUUGCAUAAUACUUUAGGAGCAAUUACUACCUCCCUUGUUGGUACUGUUCUGGGAGCCGUAACUGGACUUGUUGCAGUCCCACUCGGAUUAGUUGGUUCUGUAGUGGGAGGCCUGGGAGGAAUCCUAAACGUAGGUUAAGGUGAUAUAGGUGCUGUCCGUCAUUGGAUUGUGUGGACACACUGAUCUAUUGCUUGAAAUUAAUUACUCUACAUUUUUUUAAUAUCAUCACAAAUUCUGCUUUUACUUACUAAUCAAUUUACCAUAAAGAAAAUGAUUUGCUGAUUUCUUUCAUAUAUGUCUACUUUUCAAUAAAUUAUCUCUUAAGCAUCA
This is a messenger RNA of Rana temporaria (common frog), 867 nucleotides long. RefSeq lists its product as uncharacterized. NCBI's taxonomy places the organism in Eukaryota, Metazoa, Chordata, Amphibia, Anura, Ranidae. The transcript is spliced from 10 exons. The coding region runs from base 61 to 675 and encodes 204 amino acids. The record is from RefSeq and is a predicted model, not a curated record.